Dovyalis caffra is the source of this 1005-nucleotide messenger RNA. NCBI's taxonomy places the organism in Eukaryota, Viridiplantae, Streptophyta, Magnoliopsida, Malpighiales, Salicaceae. The record is from the annotation of a GenBank genome assembly.
AUGGUAAAGAGAUUCAAGAUAUGGGUCUACAAAGAAGGAGAAAAGCCCAUAGUCCAUAGUGGGCCCAUGAAACAUAUCUAUUCCAUUGAGGGCCAGUUCAUUGAUGAAAUGGAAAAUGGAAAGAGCCCAUUUUUGGCCCGCAAUCCUGAUGAGGCCCAUGCAUUUUUUCUGCCGAUCAGUGUGGCUUACAUUGUUGAGUACAUCUACUUGCCUAUCACCACCUAUCAUCGCGAAAGACUGAUAAGAAUCUUCAAGGAUUAUGUUACAGUCAUAGAAAAUAAAUACCCUUUUUGGAACAGAAGCAGAGGUGGUGACCAUUUUAUGGUUUCUUGCCAUGAUUGGGCACCACAAGUCUCGAGAGAUGACCCAGAACUAUACAAGAAUCUGAUAAGAGUAAUGUGUAACGCCAACGUUUCUGAAGGAUUCCAGCCUAGAAGAGAUGUUACAUUGCCGGAGCUGAACUGCCCCCCAUCAAAACUCCGUCCAAUCUGCCAUGGCUUAGCCCCUAAAGAACGAGAGAUCUUUGCAUUUUUUGCAGGUAGGGCACACGGAGACAUACGCAAAAUCUUGCUUAAGCAAUGGAAGGAAAAAGAUGAUGAGAUUCAAGUUCAUGAAUACUUAGCGAAGGAUCAAGAUUACAUGAAAUUGAUGGGACAAAGCAAGUUUUGUCUGUGCCCUAGUGGUUUUGAAGUAGCUAGUCCUAGAGUGGUGGAGUCAAUUUAUUCAGGAUGUGUCCCCGUUAUUAUUUGUGACCAUUAUAAUUUACCUUUCAGUGAUGUUCUUGACUGGAGCAAAUUCUCGGUACAAAUUCCAGUGGAGAAAAUUCCUGAAAUUAAGACAAUUUUGAAAGGUAUUUCAGAUGGUGAGUACCUGAAAAUGCAGAAGAGGGUGAGGAGAGUGCAAAGGCAUUUUGUCCUAAACCGACCAGCCAAGCCAUUUGAUGUAAUUCAUAUGGUGCUUCACUCAGUUUGGCUUAGGAGGCUUAACAUUAGGGUGCCUUAUUGA